This is a messenger RNA of Nicotiana tabacum (common tobacco), 578 nucleotides long. The record is from RefSeq and is a predicted model, not a curated record. Lineage: Eukaryota; Viridiplantae; Streptophyta; Magnoliopsida; Solanales; Solanaceae.
CUAUGAAUCAUCACUUGUUUACUUCAGUUUCUCAUUUACACCAUCUUCUUUCCUAUUCCAAACUCCUCUACUCCAAAACCAUAAAUUCAGAACAAUUAAUCUUUUCUUCAGCGGCUUUUCUUAGUGCAAGAAUGUCUUUCAACAACAGUGAAGUGAGGAAGAAUAAGUUUCUGUACAGGGACAACCGGGGAAUCAAGAAGAAAAGCCGAAGAGAGACAAAGCUAAUUGGCAUGGAGAGCAUUCAGGGUGGUGAAAGAUCUCUUGCUCAUGCAACGGCUUCCACCCAACAUAGUCUUCCAUCAAUGGAAGAGGAAGUAGUUGGUUUUGAGGAGGAUGCAAAAAGCAUAAUUCAACAAUUGACUGGAGGAACAAAGGAACUAGACAUUAUCUCGAUUGUUGGAAUGCCAGGACUCGGCAAAACCACUUUGGCUAGAAAGGUGUUUAAUCAUUUUAUUGAUAAUAGACACUUUGACGUUAGAGCAUGGUGCUCUAUUUCAAAAGAAUAUAGCUCGACGAAGGUGUUCUCUGAGAUUCUUAAACAAAUGAAGACAUACCUCACAAGUUGCGAAAGAGUCUAA